This is a messenger RNA of Puccinia graminis f. sp. tritici CRL 75-36-700-3, 2199 nucleotides long. RefSeq lists its product as uncharacterized. The transcript is spliced from 4 exons. Lineage: Eukaryota; Fungi; Basidiomycota; Pucciniomycetes; Pucciniales; Pucciniaceae. The record is from RefSeq and is a predicted model, not a curated record. The coding region runs from base 1 to 2199 and encodes 732 amino acids.
AUGGGCGGUAUCACCCUCAGAGGAGCAAUGGACAAUUUGUAUACGCCGGACGAACCUCCCCCCGAACACACCUCUCAUUACCACGAUCCAACCGGUUUUCAACCCCUGUACAGCCGGCUCAAUCACCAAAACACCGGCGUUUGGAGCGAAACGGCCGGAACUCAGCAGUCCCAGCAUCCCGUCCCCGGAGAAUUGAAUCACACCAGGUACGGUCACACGCCAGUCAAUCAGCAAGGCGGCAAUUUUUCUGUUGCCCCCGUGAACCUAGGAACUCGGACCGCCGCCUCGGUUCCGCGUGGGCCAGCCUUGGGUCAAGGACGACUAACUCACACCGCAUCAGAAACGUACUCUCAUCACGCCAACACCGGAAUCCAGUCGGGACAUUACGAGGCGAGGACCCAGGCGCCCCAGUCCAACACCGGAAUCCAGUCAGGGAAUUACGAGGCGAGCACCCAGGCGCCCCAUCUUCAGCAGCAGUCUGUGCAAUUCACACAAGGAACGCCUGCUACCACCUUCCGGCCUGAUCUUCAGAUCAACGAUCCCCACACGGCCCCACUACCUCCGGUUGUUGACCCGGCUCUCCCUCCUGUGCAUCCCCCCGCGGCAACCAUCAGGCCGGCGACCGGCGUGGGACGAACUCGGAAACCGAAGCGAUCUCCUGAGGAGAUGCGGAUUGCCCAGGUCGUUGCGGCCGAGAAACGUGCACGACGGUUUCAGAUGCAAGCUGAAAAGGCUGCCGAUGCACGUCAAAAGCAAGCCACUAAUGCCGCCAACAAGUUGAUCAAGGCGCAGAAGGCCGCAAGCGCGACCCCUCGUCCAACGUGGAAUGAAGAACAGACGCUCGAGCUGCUGAACUAUGUUAGGAUGGUGAAAGAGGAUCAUAGCCAGACUCGUGUGACCGGGGGGUUUAUUCCGUUUGGGAAGUACUUCGCCGCCUAUACUGGCCGGGAAGAUGCAUUCCCCCUCCUGGAGUCCAUCUCAACAGCAACCCGGCUGGCCAAAUACCGGGCCGUCAUGGAUAAAUGGAAGAGAGUGAAGGAUGUCGUUGACCGAUCCGGAGCCGGUGGUUUAUCAAGCGCUUUGGAGGCUGGCGGGGUGUCACUAGAGGUAUGGGAUUUGAUCCUCGACAUGCACGGCGAUAACCCAGCCGCGACGGGUGAUGGUUUGACGUCGUCCUAUGCAGAUUACGAAAGCCUACUGCAAGAAGAAGUCAUUUCAGAGACUUCAGAGGUGGACGGGUCAUCAUUCAGUGAUGACGCCGGGGCCGACAGCCCCCCGGCGACUCCAGCCGCCUCGAAGGGUAGACAAACCAAAUAUCAGCGCCUUUGUGCCGGGCUGACCCCUGCCGAACUGGCGCUCGACGCGGACUCGGACUCGGGUUCGGAUUUGCCAGAAGAGCUCGUACGGCGUCCUGAGGCUACGGUUCCGUCGGCGUCAACCCCAGUGGGACCCACUACCGUUCAUACUGUCCAGGCCGCCGUGGGCACCCCGGCCUCCACACCGGGAGGGGCUCGCAAGGGCUCCAAGGGGAAGGCAAAAUCCUCGACCUCAAAAGCCCUCAUCAGCUGGCCACCAGCCGAAGGUGGCAGUGUACCUCGUCGCCGCGGUCGAACAGAAGAGAAGGCCAAAGAAGAAGAUCACGCAGGGACUGGCAUGCUCGUAAUGAUGCACAAGGCUCAGGAAGCGAGCGCGGCGUGGGCUGCGGAGGACAGGCAGCAGCGUAUGGAGGAGCGCACGCGGCAGGACACCCUUCGUUCUGAGGAACGUCAGGAACGACAGGCGGAGUUGCGUAGUCUGGAGAGACUUCGAGGUCAGGAGUUGCAGGCGGCGGCGAAGAGGGCCGAGGAGAAGGAGGCCGAGCGAGCGGAGGCCGUCAGGCAGGCCGAUGAGGAUCGGCACCUACUUCGUCAACAGGCCAGGCUGGAUCGUGAGUUGGCCGAUCACCAGAUGCAGAUGGAUCGGCAAGCGGCUCAGCUGCGGGCAACUGAGGCCGCUGAGGAUCGCAAGCGCGAGCGGGAGGAGGCUGUUGCGCGGAAGGCCGAGGAGCGGAAACGCGAGGACGAACGAGAGGAGCGAGCGGAAAGACAGCAGCAAUCCCGGCAGCUCUUUGAAAUGGCCAUGCUUAAGGCCAUGGGCCUGUCAAUUGCGCUGCCUGAUGGGUCACCGAGGGCGGGCGGCUCUGGCGGGCAGGGCCCAUGA